GGCACCGACCCCUGCCAGGGCCGGGCAGAAACGUGGGACUGAAGCUUGGCCCCGAAGGACUUCCCCCCGGGCUGCCCCGGACCCAGAGCUUGAAGCCAGCCGCCAGGAGGGGCCGCCCGCCGGGCGCUGCUAGCGAUGUGGGGCUCGGCCUUGGCGCUCUGGACUGCCGCCGGCAUGGUGUGCCUGCGGAAGGGCCGCCGAGCUCCGGGGCCCGUGCUUGGGGCCGCCUGCCUCUUCUCCAUGGCUUUCGGACUGGGACAGAGUGCUGAUGAGAACAGAUGUACCAGCUCUAAUGCAGCAACGUGUACCAAGUGUCUGGCGCUGGGUCCAGAGUGUGGAUGGUGUGCCCAAGAGGAUUUCAUGUCUGGAGCAGCAGCGAGUGAACGUUGUGACAUUGUUUCCAACUUAGUAAGCAAAGGCUGCUUGUCCGAUUUUAUUGAAUCCCCUUCGGUUGGGGUGAAGAUACCCAUGGGAAGUGAAGGGAACACUCAAGUCAGCCCUGGGGAGGUGUUUAUCCAGCUGCGACCAGGGGCCGAAGCUAGCUUUAUGCUGAAAAUCCACCCUCUACAAAAGUACCCUGUGGAUCUUUAUUAUCUUGUUGAUGUCUCAGCUUCCAUGCACAAUAAUAUCGAAAAACUAAACUCUGUUGGAAAUGACCUAUCCCAAAAAAUGGCAUCUUUUUCCCAUGACUUUCGACUUGGAUUUGGAUCCUAUGUUGAUAAAACAGUGUCUCCCUAUAUUAGCAUCCACCCUGGCAGAAUCCACAACCAAUGCAGUGAUUACAAUUUAGAUUGCAUGCCACCUCACGGCUACAUUCACGUGCUGUCUCUGACAGAGAACAUUACAGAGUUUGAACGGGCAGUCUACAAACAGAAAAUCUCAGGGAAUAUCGAUACACCUGAAGGAGGCUUUGAUGCCAUGCUCCAGGCAGCUGUUUGUCAGAGUCAUAUAGGUUGGCGCAAGGAAGCUAAAAGAUUGCUUCUUGUGAUGACAGACCAGACUUCUCACCUUGCCCUUGAUAGCAAACUUGCAGGGAUCGUGGUGCCCAAUGACGGAAAAUGCCACCUCAAAGAUAACAUCUACGUUAAGUCUACAAGCAUGGAGCAUCCCUCGUUGGGACAACUUGCAGAAAAAUUAAUAGACAACAAUAUUAAUGUUAUUUUUGCAGUCCAAGGAAAACAGUUUCAUUGGUACCAGGAUCUCCUGCCCCUCUUGCCUGGCACCGUGGCUGGCCAAAUUGAAUCAAAAGCAGCAAAUCUCAACAACUUGGUGGUGGAUGCCUAUCAGAAACUGAUUUCCGAAGUGAGAGUUCAGGUGGAGAAUCAGAUACAAGGAGUCCAUUUUACCAUCACAGCCAUCUGUCCUGAUGGGAGCAGACAUACAGGGAUGGAAGGAUGCAGAAAUGUGACCAGCAGCGAUGAAGUUCUAUUCAACAUCAGUAUGACCAUGGAUGGAUGUGAUGGAGCUGGUGGGGGAAGCUAUGCCAUCAUCAAGCCUAUUGGUUUCAAUGAAAGUACCAGAGUCCGUAUCUCUAGGCACUGUAGCUGCCAGUGUGAUGACAGCAGAAUCCCCAAACGGAAAUGUGUAGAUGAAACUCUCUUAGGUCCAACUUGCCCCCAGUGUGAUGGUGACAAGUGUCAUGUUAAUGAAGACAAAUUCCCUCUGGACAGUUGCAAGGCAAAAAGGAACCAGCCUGUUUGCAGUGGUCAAGGUGUUUGCAUAUGUGGGAAAUGUUUCUGUCACAAAACUAAGCUGGGAAAAGUAUAUGGAAAAUACUGUGAAAUGGAUGACUUUUCCUGCCCGUAUCACCAUGGAAACCUGUGUGCUGGGCACGGGGAAUGUGAAAGAGGUCGAUGCAAGUGCUUCCGUGGUUGGGAAGGAGACCGUUGCCAGUGUCCAUCCUCCUCCACCCAACACUGUGUCAAUUCUAAGGGCCAGGUGUGCAGUGGGAGAGGGACCUGCGUGUGUGGAAAGUGUGAAUGUGCUGAUCCCCGGAUCGUUGGUCGCUUCUGUGAAUAUUGCCCGACUUGUGAUACAGCCUGUGAUGAAAACCGGAAUUGUGUCCAAUGCUACCAUCCUCGCAAUUUAUCUCAAGCUAUACUUGAUCGAUGCAGAGCCUUGUGUCCUUCACAGGUCCAUUAUGUUGACCAAAUCGAAGAAUGUUUCUCUAGCCCAAGCCAUUUUCGAAUAUUUUUUGUCAUCUUCAUCAUCACAUUCCUCAUUGGAUUACUGAAGGUCCUUAUCAUCAGGCAAAUUAUCCUCCAGAGGACCAGAAAUAAAGUGAAAUCUGCCAAAUACAGAGUGUCCGCAUCAAAGAAAGAUAAGAUGUUUCUGCCCGCCGUUUGCACGCGCACUGUCACAUAUCGUCGUGACAAACCCGAAGAGAUAAACAUCAACAUCACUAAAUUACACCCGCAUGAAACAUUUAAAUGCAAGUUCUAAAGGAAUGGGGGCUUCAUGAGAAACCUUCUCCAUGACCAUCUCCUAAAAAAGAAGUCUUCACAUUGAAAAGUCGCAGGAGGUGCCCAAAUGUUUUUCAGUCACACCAUUGGUGGUUGAAAGUUCUGCUAGAGACUGAUGUGCUUCCAUAUUGUUUCAUGGCCAUUGGAUGUGAUAGCUGCUGAUUUUUUGAAAGAGAAAUGUGGCUUACUACUGUUUGAGACUAGUGUUGUCGUAGCACUUUAAUGUAAUAUAUAACUUAUUUAGUUACAGCAUAGAAUGUAGAUCUGAACAGCACUGAUCUCACUUUACAGGUAGCUAACCUCCAUCCCUUUUCCCUGCUGGAAAGGACAAUGCUGUGAGAUGACUCUGGCAUCACUGUAUACUACAAGGGUAUAGUCCUCUCCAUGGUUAUAUUCUUUUGUCACCAAAUUUUCAAAUGAAAAGUGGUUUUAAUUUUAAUUCAAUUAACCAGGUGUUUACACUUUUUUUACAUAUUCUACUUCAAGUAGAAUGUAAACUCCUUGAGGGCCAGCACUACUUUGUAUUUUUUCUCUCUCUCCCCAAUGCCUAGCCCAUAGCCUGGCACUUGGUGUGAAUGCUUGUGAGUUGAACUGAAUUGAAAUGAACAGAGAAAACAUCCAGAUUGAAUUGUUUACUCUAUCUUGAGAUUUUGGUGAUGGGUGAUGGUAGAUAAUUGGUGGUAGGUCAGUGUAACCUUCAUCUCAUAGUAAGUGAUUUUGCUUUCUAAACUCUAGGGUGAUUAUUGUUGUUUGUUGUUGCUUUUUAUGUAUAUAUGUUGGGAGGGAUGUUUUUUGUUUUGUUUUGUUUUUACAAACUCUAAUUCCAGAGGUGUUUCCUGAUUGUUUUUUUCAAUCUUUUCAUCAUGAUGCAUGUCACAAAUUACUGGAUCAAGGACGUGCUUAGCUACUGCCACUGGGAAAACCAAGGGUGUUGAAUAUCAGUUUCUUGAAUUCUCUUCUUUAACAAAAUGGUUGAUAAAAAGACCCUGUACAGAAAUUUCAAUAUUCUAGAAAAUGUCAACUUUUCAUUUUCUAUUGCUUUGGGGUUGGGGUUUUCUUACCUGAUCAAUUAGAAGCAUGGUACCCUUUCUUUUCCCCUGAUGGUGAAGUUGAAUCUCUACAGAUUAUCUGAAAAUUGUGCUAGCAGGCAAAGUACCCAAUGACUGCAUCUUUUUUUUUACUUAGGAAAGUCAUAUGCCAACUUUUGUCAUACAAACUGGAUUUUAAUGUUUUUCCCCCAUUGGUGCACUAAACUAGCUUGGAACUAAUAUGUUCCCUAUUGUUGAAAUAGGACCUGAACUGCCUUUUCUUAUCAGAGAUUCUAAAAAAAUAUAAAGGACUAUUAGAACUCCUGUAGUCUGACUUUUUCUUCCUCUCCUUCAACAGUUUACUGGUAAGAAAAUGGAAGCACCAAAGAGAUAAUAUGACUUAUCCAGGGUCACAAAAUUUCUUAUUCUUAAUCUAGGCCUCUUCUUCUUCUUCCUCUUCUUCUUUGUACAAUAGGCUACCUCCUAAAUUUUUUAAAUUAAUAUUGAAAUAUACAGGAUUUUUGUUUCCUUAUCAGAGGUAGUAUAUAUGUAUACAUUUAUAUAUAUUUACAUAUAUAGAGGCAUAUAUAUCAUAAUGCACAGAAUGAAAGGGAGAAAGAAAGCCAGUGCCCCCAAAAGACAUAGGUAGGAGAGGCUCUUAGAUACGCAUAAUCACAGACUUUGAGAGUUGGAAGGGCCCCCAUCACCUUUCAAAUAAAAAACAUUAAGAAAAGGAAUCGCCACUAUCCAAGACUUCCUACCUGUUUGCUUAACUAUUUGGUAACUUCGUUACUGGAAACAGCAACUUCAUUUUCAUAUAUUUAUAAAGAUCUUCACAGGAGGCUGUGUGGCAGAGUGGAUAGCAGUCACUCUUAUAGUCAUGAAACCCUGGGGGGUCAAGUCCUGCCUUUGAUACAUCCUGACUCUAGGACACUGGCUAAGGCAUUUCCCUUCUUAGGGGCCCCAGGUUGUAAUUCUCUCUCUCUAGUUGGCACAGCAGGUGCAGCUCCUCCGUGGUAGUCAUUACUUCUACCAGCUAAAUCAGAAGUCCAGAGCAACUAUAACAGAAACAGCCACUUUAGAAUCCAUUUCCUUUUCAUUUCUUGCCAAACAGUUGGCACCUACUCUCCCAACCCAUUUAAAAUGAGCACAGAUCACCAGAUGAACAAAAGUCCAACAAGGACUCAUGACCAUGCCUACAUAGCACCAAACUUUUUUGUGAACACGUGAAAAAUGCUUAAGAUCUUAUCAGGUUUUAAGAAGCUUCCAAAUAUUGGGUUAUUUGGUGUUGUGUUCAUAAAAUUAAAAUGUUGUUGGUAUCAAAUAUGUGUAUAUGGGUAUUAUUUUAAGCACAUAAAAUUAUAGAUGUUAAGUUCCCAAAUGUAUCUCUAUAACACUCCAAUAUGGGCAUAUUUCCAGGUUGGACUUUCAUUUAUUUCUUUUUGUCAAACUAUUGAAUUCUUCCCCAGGUUAGCUUCUUCAAGAUUUAAAUUCCUUAAAUAAGCAAAAUUCUCAAUUAUUAUAAAAAAAUAUCUCACAUGUAAUACUGAUUGAAUGUGAAAAGUUGUGAGAUUUGGUAGCCAAUUGUAGAAUCUUUUGGAUUCAUCUCCUGCAUCCAAGCAAUUUUGGUGCCUGUGUUAAUUUAGCCUUCUCAAAGAAGUGACCUGGGACAAAAAGGCCUCUUAGCACCAAAGCUCAGCUGCAUCAGAAACUUUAUAUUGAGCUAACAAAUAUAAGAAGGAAGGAAGGAAGGAAGGAAGGAAGGAAGGAAGGAAGGAAGGAAGGAAGGAAGGAAGGAAGGAA
Dromiciops gliroides (monito del monte) is the source of this 5293-nucleotide messenger RNA. It is a transcript of the gene ITGB8, whose product is annotated as integrin subunit beta 8. The record is from RefSeq and is a predicted model, not a curated record. Bases 136 to 2442 code for a protein of 768 amino acids. The transcript has 14 exons. Lineage: Eukaryota; Metazoa; Chordata; Mammalia; Microbiotheria; Microbiotheriidae. Gene Ontology annotation, cellular component: integrin complex; focal adhesion; cell surface. Gene Ontology annotation, molecular function: integrin binding. Gene Ontology annotation, biological process: integrin-mediated signaling pathway; cell migration; cell adhesion mediated by integrin.